Molecule: messenger RNA, 3588 nt
Organism: Leptosia nina
Lineage: Eukaryota; Metazoa; Arthropoda; Insecta; Lepidoptera; Pieridae
Source: the annotation of a GenBank genome assembly
AUGUAUGUUAUAGAACGUGGGUGGGGCAGCCCCAGCAGCACGCUGGAGGCACUGCGGCGGCACUCGCGGCAAAUUGCCGCGCGACGAGGCCGUCGCGUACAGUUCUCGGAGAGAUCGCGUGAUGGCGCGCGCGGCGACGGCGCAGAGAGCGGAUCCGAGAUGUCCGGCGGAAGCGGCGAGCGGCGGCCCUCCACGUGUCGGGUCGAGCUGGGCACUCUGCUCGCCCCGGAACCCCGCCCGCUCGACAACAAGGUCAAGCGGCACAGCAUACAUGGCAUGACAGAGGAGGAAAAUGUGGUGCGGCCGCACCAGGAAAUGGCGGUACUGUCCCUGGAAGAGAAAAAGUACCUGUUAGGUGUGGAGCGUGGUGACGUUGCUGGUACACGGCGUGUGCUCCAGCGAGCAAGGGACACGGGUCAUAUCAAUGUGGACUGCGUAGAUCCACUUGGCCGCAGCGCCCUCCUCAUGGCCAUCGACAACGAGAACCUGGAGAUGGUGGAACUGCUCCUCGAGUUCGGCGUCGAGACCCGUGACGCGCUGUUGCAUGCUAUCUCUGAGGAGUUCGUUGAGGCGGUUGAAGCACUCCUAGAUCAUGAGGAACGCACCAAAAAGGAGGGAGAGCCCCAUAGUUGGGAAGCUCUCCCUCCAGAAACAGCAACCUUUACAUCAGACAUAACACCGUUGAUUCUAGCAGCGCACCGUGACAGCUACGAAAUCAUUAAACUAUUACUGGAUAGGGGGGCGCGGCUACCAGCACCUCAUGAUGUAAGGUGUGGCUGCGACGAAUGUGUCCGCUCCCGCCGAGAAGACUCCCUUCGACAUUCCCGGUCACGUAUUAACGCCUAUCGUGCCCUGGCCUCCCCCUCUCUCAUCGCUCUCUCUUCCAAAGACCCCAUUCUUACUGCCUUUGAAUUGUCGUGGGAAUUGCGACGACUAUCCGCCCUAGAACACGAGUUCAAGACUGAGUAUCAAGAACUGCGCGUCCAGUGUCAAGAAUUUGCAACCGCGCUAUUGGAUCAUACGCGCACAUCGCACGAGCUGCAAGUGCUCCUCAAUCACGAGAAGGGUUGUCCGCCUCCACCACUUUUGGAGCCUGGUGCUCCUGAACGUAUGCGCCUGUCCCGACUGAAGCUUGCUAUCAAACUUCGGCAGAAGAAGUUCGUGGCGCAUCCGAACGUGCAGCAACUCUUAGCGUCGAUCUGGUACGAGAGCGUACCAGGUUUCAGGCGCAAGAACAUGGUGCUGCAAGCUGCUGAGAUGGUACGCAUCGGCGCCAUGUUUCCGCUAUACUCGCUCGCAUAUAUCGCUGCGCCACACUCCGCCGCUGGCCGCAUGCUUCGCAAGCCCUUCAUCAAGUUCCUCUGCCAUUCGGCCAGUUACUUCAUGUUCUUAUUUCUGUUAAUCUUGGCUUCCCAGCGCAUUGAGACAACAGCUGGUGAUUUCUUUGGUGGUACUUCUCAAGAUACACCUGUAUCUAGGAGAGGGUCACCCCCAACUCUAGUAGAGUGGCUUAUUCUUUCAUGGGUCAGUGGUUUGAUCUGGAGCGAAGUGAAACAGCUGUGGGAUAUGGGGCUCCGAGAAUACGUGCAUGAUAUGUGGAAUGUGAUUGAUUUUGUCACAAACUCACUGUACGUUGCCACUGUCGCUUUACGCGUUGUUUCUCACUUCCAGGUACGACGGGAGAUGCAUCUCGGCCUGCAAUGGAACCAGCCACGCGAGAAGUGGGACGCAUGGGAUCCAAUGCUCCUCUCCGAAGGCUUAUUUUCAGCUGCCAACAUCUUCAGCAGCCUUAAGCUAGUAUAUAUCUUCAGCGUCAAUCCCCACCUUGGCCCGUUGCAGGUCUCACUCAGUCGAAUGGUGCUGGACAUUCUCAAGUUCUUCGUCCUUGAUAUUCUUGUUAUAUUCGCUUUUUCCUGUGGUUUGAACCAGCUGCUAUGGUACUACGCUGAUAUGGAGAAGAAACGCUGUCCAUCUGCCUAUUCAAAUGGUGCUGUUAACUCUACUGCGUUACAAGAUCACGACGCGUGUGUUGUUUGGAGAAGAUUCGCCAACUUAUUCGAAACAAUGCAAACACUCUUCUGGGCUGCCUUCGGACUUGUGGACUUAGAUUCCUUCGAGCUGGACGGAAUAAAGAUCUUUACGCGGUUCUGGGGCAUGCUUAUGUUCGGCACCUACGCUGUCAUUAACGUCAUCGUACUGCUCAACUUGCUCAUAGCAAUGAUGAAUCACUCGUACCAGCUGAUAUCCGAGCGAGCUGAUGUGGAGUGGAAGUUCGCACGAAGCAAGCUCUGGAUCAGUUAUUUCGAGGAAGGUGGUACAGCACCACCGCCUUUUAACGUGAUACCAUCACCCAAAUCGGCUCUUUAUGCUUGGCGGUGGCUUCAGCGCCGUCUAUGCGGGCAUGCACGUGCAAAGCGAGAACAUAUGCGGACUAUACGGAGAAAAGCAAAACAAACAACGGAGCGUGAAUUUCGAUAUCAGGCGAUCAUGCGCAACCUGGUUCGCCGUUACGUAACUGUGCAACAGCGACGCGCAGAAUGCGGCGGAGUAACAGAAGAUGACGUCAACGAGAUCAAGCAAGAUGUCAGCGCCUUCCGUUGCGAGCUGGUCGAGAUCUUGCGCAACUCCGGCAUGAACACCUCUACUGCCAACGCGGGUGGAGGGGGCGGUAAGAAAAACCGCCAAAAGGAACGUCGUCUGAUGAAGGGCUUUAACAUAGCUGGUGGUUCUUUGGCACCAGUAGACGAGUUUUUCGCGUCGCUGCACCAUGAGCAUGGUGGCUCACAUGGUGCUACACACCACGGGUCACUAUCUGCUCUACUGGGUGGUCGUUUGCGUACCAGCCAAUCCAGUCUAUCUGAUGGACCUGGAGCACCACCAGACCGCCGCAAGCCGCACCACAAACGCCGAUGGGGCACAAUUAUCGAAGCAGCACGUGCCGCUCGCGUGUCACGUUUAAUAGGCCGCUCCCGAUCCGAAGAUUCUGUUUGUGACCAUGCGAGGCCCUCUCCGAGUGGCAGCGAAAGAUCAGAUUCUGGCAGUGACUCUCACCGCAGCCCGGAGCGCGUGACUCGUAGUGGCCCAUUGACUGCGCUAGCUGCACUUAAGUCCAAGCGCAAGAAGUUCUCCAACUCACGCCGAAUAGCCGAGGCCGGACGGUCAGCUAGCGGUGCGGAAGCGUUACAAAGAGCGAGCUCUGUACCUGCCCGCGCCCCGCCUGCUCAUCAGCCGGUCCAACCACAACGCCCACAUUCAGGCAGAACGCCCAUAUCUCCCUCCAGCACUGCCGAAAGUGUGGCAGCUCGCGGUGGUAGCACCGAACCGCUUCUGGCCAGCUUGGAAGACGACGCACUCAAGGUGACGCGCCAAAUUUCACACACACUUAGUACUUGCGGACAGUGCGGCUAUGAAAGCAUGGAUACAUCAAUAGCUGUCAAUGGUGUUAGAGAGGGGGAACAAAUUAAAGACGAUGGCAAUAGAGCGGUUACGAGUACGGAAUCAUGUGGAAGAUGCGAUGCGCUUGCGCGUCUCGCCGGAGUAACGCCGCUACACGGUCAUGCACCGCACCACUCCGCGGGUUGGCUGUAG